Molecule: messenger RNA, 1451 nt
Organism: Andrographis paniculata
Lineage: Eukaryota; Viridiplantae; Streptophyta; Magnoliopsida; Lamiales; Acanthaceae
Product: receptor homology region, transmembrane domain- and RING domain-containing protein 1
Exons: 5
Coding region: 198-1037 (279 amino acids)
Biological process (GO): ubiquitin-dependent protein catabolic process
Cellular component (GO): cytoplasm
Molecular function (GO): ubiquitin protein ligase activity
Source: RefSeq, a predicted model, not a curated record
AUUAGGGAUAAAGAACAAAACCGAGGAAAAGUUUGCGCUGAUUGCAUCAAAAUACAACACGGUGGCGGAGCGGCAGCAGGCGGCGGCGGCGGCGGCGGGGGUUUUCCCCUUAAUUGUCCAGUUGGCCGCCGGGCGAGGGAAUCAUGGAGGAGAUAAACUGAGUGGAAGAAAUCCGUCGAGAAUUUGAUGAUGAUGAAAUGAGCAAAUUCUUACUCUGCGCACUUGUUUUCUGCUGUCUGACCAAUCGCAGCUGUUCGGUCGUCCAGCUCAAAUCCGUUUACACUUCGUUCCCGGACUCCCCUGCCAGAUUCACUGGAGGAUUGAACGGCAGUGCAAUCUGCGGGGAUUUGCGGUUGGCGGAUCCAAUCGACGCCUGUUCGCCGUUGCUGAAUGAAGUCGAGUACAGCGAAUCGGGGAGUGAGAGGAUUGCUCUAAUUGUGAGAGGAGGAUGCGCGUUUGAGGAGAAGGUGAGGCAUGCGCAGGAUUCGGGGUUUCGAGCGGCCAUUGUUUACGAUGAUGAGCACAAUCAGGACCUCAUUUCAACAGUGAUGGGGAGUUCUGAGGGAAUAUGGAUACAUGCCGUGUUUGUGUCGAAUGCAGUAGGGGAGAUCCUAAAAGAGCAGGCUGUAGCCAAGGGAGGCGAGUGUUGCAUAGCGUCGUUUCUUGAUGAAACUGCCUGGACAGUGCUGGUUAUAUCGUUUAUUUCUGUCCUUGCAGUAAUAACCCUACUGGUUAUGGUCUUCUUCUCGUUCAACCACAGGUGGAAUCAUAUUCAGCAGCCGGGGCCUAUUGUUAUGGAAGGCGAAGAAGUGGAUGUUAUUCCCUGCAUCAUGUAUUACUCGGCUAAUCUAACUGGCCAUGUGGGAGAGACGUGUGCGAUUUGUCUCGAGGAUUACAAAGACAGGGAGAAUCUAAAGCUGCUUCCCUGCAACCAUGUAUUUCAUGCUACCUGCGUGAACUCGUGGUUGACAAAAUGGGCUACAUUCUGCCCAGUUUGCAAGCACGAUGCCCGGGUUGGAAUCGUAUCCUCAGAGUGACCAACCAAAGAAGAUAGAGAGGCCUACCAUGCACUGCUGAGGUUUUAGUUUCUGCGAGAUUCUCUUUCGCAGCAUAUCAACCAGAGUCCGUCAGUUUGUCGGCUGUGCUAAUUUACUAAGACUUUACUAAACCUCUCGCCUGAGAUUAUCACGAGAUUACUGAAACAGAUUUGGGUGAAGAAAAAACAAUGGUACAAGGAGAGAAAUCGAGGCUUCUGGGAGAAGCAUGCAGUUGCUAAAAGAAGCAAAUGCUAAGAAUGUCUACUGGAAAUGUGGCCUUGAAAGCUUGUUGCAUACAUGUAUUUUAAUGCACCUUUUUGUGUUCCAGAAGUUUUUCUGCUGUGUAGUAGUACUAUUGAAUGUUAGUUAUUUAUAUAUUAUCCCAGAAGCAGAGAAAAGCAAAAUUGAUCGCUA